Messenger RNA from Hippopotamus amphibius kiboko, 2073 nucleotides. It is a transcript of the gene GPATCH3, whose product is annotated as G-patch domain containing 3. Gene Ontology annotation, molecular function: nucleic acid binding. The record is from RefSeq and is a predicted model, not a curated record. Bases 8 to 1573 code for a protein of 521 amino acids. Gene Ontology annotation, biological process: negative regulation of type I interferon production; positive regulation of DNA-templated transcription; negative regulation of RIG-I signaling pathway. The transcript is spliced from 7 exons. Lineage: Eukaryota; Metazoa; Chordata; Mammalia; Artiodactyla; Hippopotamidae.
UCAUGUGAUGUCCAAGAUGGCGGUGUCCAGCGAGGCGGAGGAGGAGGCGGCAGUUUACUUAAUAGUGAGCGGCAUCCCCUCGGAGUUGCGCUCAGCCCAGCUACGGAGUUACUUUAGUCAGUUCCGGGAACAGCGCGGCUGUGGCUUCCUCUGUUUCCACUACCGGCAUCGGCCUGAGCGGACCCCUCCCCAGGCUGCUCCCGACUCUACCCUAACUCCUGUCCGCCAGCGUCUCGCCGAGACUUCACUCAGCGAUGCCCGCGCUGUCUCCACUCAGGACUCUGCUCCCACCCAGACCCGCACCUGCUGCUGCGUCAUCUCCGUACGGGGGGCAGCUCAAGCCCAGAGGUUUCUCCGCAUGUACUCGGGCCGCCGGUGGCUGGAUUCUCAAGGGACUUGGUUACCUGGUCGUUGUUUUAUCCGCAGACUUCGGCUACCUACUGAGGCAGCAGGUUUGGGCUCCUUUCCCUUCAAGACCCGGAAGGAACUGCAGAGUCGGAAAGCUAAGAGUGAAGCCUUCACGCUGGCUGACCUAAGGCAACUGCCAGAGCUGAACCCACCCGUGCUGAUGCCCAAUGGGAAUGUGGGGACUCCCCUGCGGGUCUUUUUGGAGUUAAUCCGGGCCUGCCGCCUACCCCCUCGGAUCAUCAGCCAGCUGCAGCUCCAGUUCCCCAAGACAGGUUCCUCCCGGCGCUAUGGCAAUGUGCCCUUUAAGUAUGAGGACUCAGAGACUGUGGAGCAGGAAGAGCUUGUGUACACAGCCGAGGGUGAGGAAAUACCCCAGGGAACCUGCUUGGCAGACGUACCAGCCAACCCCUGUGGAGAGCCAGAGGAAGAAGGGGAAGAGGAAGAAGAGUCACACUCAGAUGACAACGACGACCGGGGUGAGGAGUGGGAGCGGCACGAAGCACUGCAUGAGGAUGUGACCGGGCAGGAGCGGACCACUGAGCGGCUCUUUGAGGAGGAGAUCGAGCUCAAGUGGGAGAAGGGCGGCUCAGGCCUGGUGUUCUACACCGAUGCCCAGUUUUGGCAGGAGGAGGAAGGAGACUUUGAUGAACAGACAGCCGAUGACUGGGAUGUGGACAUGAGUGUGUACUACGAUGCAGAUGGUGGAGACAAAGAUGCCCGAGACUCUGUCCAGAUGCGUCUGGAACGGAGACUCCGUGAUGGCCAGGAGGCCGGCUCCGUGAUUGGACACCACCUGGGCACCUUCGAGCGCCACACCAAGGGCAUAGGGCGGAAGGUGAUGGAGCGGCAGGGCUGGGCUGAGGGCCAGGGCCUGGGCAGCCGGUGCUCAGGGGUGCCUGAGGCCCUGGAUAGUGAUGGCCAGCACCCCAGAUGCAAGCGUGGAUUGGGGUACCAUGGAGAGAAGCUCCAGCCAUUUGGGCAACCGAAGAAGCCCCGUGGAACUGGCUUGGGGCUCAUCUCCACCAUCUAUGAUGAGCCCCUACCCCAGGACCAGGGGGAGUCGCUGCUCCGCCGGCAGCCACCCACCAGCAUGAAGUUUCGCACAGACAUGGCUUUUGUGAGGGGUUCCAGCUGUGCCUUGGACAGCCCCUCAGAGCCGGAGUGACAGGUUCAAGGGCUUGCUUAAUCAGGAUCACUCAUAACUGCACAGUGGCAGCCCUCUGCCGGGCAGAAAGAACUCUGGGAGCAGCAGUCUGCGCAGCUUGUUCAGAACUUGCCUUAUGGCUGUCUACCUCAGGGGCGUUUUAAUAAAAAGCCCCCAUCCUCCCCUUUGAUGAUGGGGCUUAAUGACCUGUCCUCCGUGGUCUCCUAACCCUAGUCCCUGUUUGGGCUUGCUCCUGUUGCCUCCCCCAGCACCUUGAAAAGCUGGAUUGACUGAGGUUAUCAGCACAACCUUCCUGGGGGCGGGGGGUGCGUUUUCACUAUGAAGCCUGGAAAGAGGGAAAAGGGGACAUGGAAGAGGAGAGGAUUUGAGCUCCGAAGAGACGGUCUUGGGGCGGGCCCUCCAUCGCCUCUACCCUUCACUGGCUGGGAAAGGGCAGCGGAGAGUCCGCUGCAGGUGUCCGGGGUCUGCGACCUAACGGGAGAAUAAAAAAGUUUACUACC